AUGGGGCUGUCCGCCCUCCCCUCGCCAUCCACCUCCAUAUCCUCCCGCAGGCUCACCAACCGGAUGACGAACCGGUACUCCGUCAAUGCGAUGUACUCGCUCGCGGCCGAGCAGGACAUUGACAUCGAGGACGACCUCGCCCGCGCUCAGAAGCGGCUGCGUGACCUCAAAUCGCGGAUAUCGGCGCAGUCGAAGAAGAACUUCGUCCUGGAGCGGGACGUCCGGUAUCUCGACUCGCGGAUUGCUCUGCUCAUUCAGAACAAGAUUGCAGCGGAGGAGAAGAAGGAGGUGGCGGAUGCGCUGGAGGAUAUAGUCGAGGAUGACGGGUCGCACAUGGACGAGAAGAGGAUGGGCAUGUACUCGAACCUCUUCUUCCUGCUCCAAAGCGAGCCGAGGCAUGUCGCCAGCUUGUGCAGGCUAGUCAGUCUGGCGGAAAUAGAUACGCUGCUGCAGAGUGUCAUGUUCACGCUGUUUGGAAAUCAGUAUGAGCAGCGGGAGGAGCACCUGCUGUUGACCAUGUUCCAGUCCGUCCUUUCUGCCCAAUUCGAGACCACCUCCGAGUUCGGCUCUCUUCUUCGCGCCAACACGCCCGUAUCGCGGAUGAUGACCACAUACACUCGGAGAGGACCUGGACAGAGCUAUCUGAAAGGUGUGCUGGCGGAACGGAUCAACAGCCUCAUUGAGCACAAGGACUUGAAUUUGGAGAUCAACCCGUUGAAGGUGUAUGAGCAGAUGGUGCUCCAGAUCGAAGAGGACACCGGCGCCCUUCCAGCAUCGUUACCACGCGGAGUUGCUCCCGAAGCGGCAGCCAACAACGCCGACGUCCAGGCCAUCAUCGUACCUCGUCUUACUAUGCUCAUGGAGAUCGCCAACACCUUCCUCAGCACGAUUAUCGAUAGUAUGGAGAGCGUACCAUAUGGUAUCAGGUGGAUCUGCAAGCAAAUCAGGAGUUUGACCAGGCGGAAAUACCCUGAUGCUUCGGACGCGUCGAUAUGCUCUCUUAUUGGCGGGUUCUUCUUCCUUCGGUUCAUCAACCCCGCAAUUGUCACUCCCCAGGCGUACAUGCUGGUUGAUGGCGUACCGGCCAAGCACCCCAGGCGGACCCUCACCCUGAUCGCCAAGAUGCUUCAGAACCUCGCAAACAAGCCUUCGUAUGCCAAGGAGCAGUAUAUGAUGUCGCUCAACCCAUUCGUCGAGACCAACAAGGUCCGGAUGAACCAGUUCUUGAACAACUUGUGCGAGGUCGGAGACUUCUACGAGUCGCUCGAGCUCGACCAGUACAUGGCGCUAUCCAAGAAGGACCUGUCCAUCAAUAUCACUCUGAACGAGCUGUACAAUACGCACGGACUGCUGGUGCAGCAUGCUGAAGUACUGUCGCCAAGCGACAAGGCUCACCUGCGCACUCUUCUUGACGACCUCGGACCCGCCCCUGCCCAAGUUCCUCGGAAAGAGAACCGCUCGAUGGAGCUCCCGCUCUACUCGCGCUGGGAAACGCCCAUCCAGGAGCUUUCAACCGCUCUCAUGUCAGAUAGCGUUACGCAGAACGACAUCAACUACAUGGAGGCCAAAUCUAUCUUUGUCCAACUCCUCCGUUCCAUCCCCUCCAUCGCCGCCAAACGACCCAUCGAUCUUCCCGCUCUCGCCGAGCGCGCCGCAACCUCCAAAGACCCCGUGCUCGUUCGCCGAGGGAUCAAGGUUCAGAACCUCUUAUCCGAGCUGGACAUCGCAGGUGUCAUUGACAAGGCGGACGACUACAAAAUUAUGCAGGACGAGGUGGCGGCGGAGAUGGUUCAUCUGGGCAAUACCAAGGAGAAGGUCGUGCUGGAGACGAGAUCGCUCGAGGCGGUAUACAAGACCAUCUGCGACCACAACAACUACCUUCGGUCUCAGCUCGAGCAGUACAAGGCGUACCUCCAGAAUGUCCGGCUGGUGACUACCAAGGAGAAGGGAGCGGGGUCGGGCGGUGUAGGGGUGGUGACGGUGAAUGGAAAGGAGAAGAAGCAGAUCAAGACGACUGUGCUGGGACCAUACAGGUUCACUCACAGCCAGUUUGAGAAGGAGGGGAUCAUCAUGGAUAGUAAUGUGCCCGACAAUAGGCGUAUCAACAUCUACUUCAACCUCACUUCGCCCGCUCCCGGAACUUUCAUCAUCGCUCUGCAUUUCAAGGGGAGAGAAAAGCCGAUCUUGGAGAUGGAUCUGAAGACCGAUGACCUGCUCGAGAAGCAAAAAGAUAACCAGGCGUCAUUAGAUCUGGAAUACGUCCAGCUCAAUGUCGGCAAGAUCUUGGCGUUGUUCAAUAAGCUCUUCUCUAAGCGGAGAUGA
Molecule: messenger RNA, 2322 nt
Organism: Dioszegia hungarica
Lineage: Eukaryota; Fungi; Basidiomycota; Tremellomycetes; Tremellales; Bulleribasidiaceae
Product: Rho GTPase activation protein
Exons: 10
Coding region: 1-2322 (773 amino acids)
Biological process (GO): regulation of GTPase activity; regulation of actin cytoskeleton organization
Cellular component (GO): cell cortex
Molecular function (GO): GTPase activator activity; protein binding
Source: RefSeq, a predicted model, not a curated record